GGAGGAUAUCUAAUCAUAGUUUAUCAUUCAGUGUGUACGUUUGCAUUUAGAGCUACACAAUGAUAUCCUAGCCAAGAUGCAAGAAAACAUGAAAGUAUUUUACUCAGAUAUAACAAGAAGUGACAAUCAUAUCCAGAACGAUCUCUAUGAUUUAGUGACAGUCAAGGUUGCCGUGCCGAUAGUAAUAAAUAAUAAUGAGAACGGAAACUAUCCUAAAUGUUAUUUUGAACCCAAAGUUGACAAGCAUUAUAUACCAAAGAAAAAAAGUAGAUUAAAAGUUAAAACUGUUCGAGAUAUCCGCAAUUUGUUUGAAAAAGACAUCUUUUCUUUCUUACCUCAAGAGUUAGAAAAACAGCAAAGCUUUUUACUGAGAAAAAUAACCGCAGGUUCUUCGAGAAAUGAAAAUACUAAAACGUUAGCUAAAAAUAUGUUAAAUGGCGACAAACCCAUUUCUCGAUCAGCGUGGCAAAUGUUAACUAACCUUAAUCCAGAGGGACAUACACAUAAUAUUCAAUACUUUCUAUGGAAUGGAAAAAAAAUUCGGGUUAAUGGGAGUAAAGGAGGAAAAACUAAAUUUUUAUGUAACUACGAUUUAAGCAAAAGAAAAGUUUGCACUAGAAAAGAAUCUAAAAAACCUAUUGUCGAUAGUAAAAAGGGGCUUUUACGAAAUUCAUUAACCGUAAAAUUUAAACCAGGUCCUCUUACAAAAAAAGUUGGUUUAGAUGAUUCUUAUCAAAAGUACAACGUUGGUAACGUCGAGCUUGUAAACCUUCCGAAGCCUGGACUUGAAAUUCAACCUGCUUACGGAAUUACUAUGGAGCCGAGAAUUUCGAACUUUUUACAUAAUUUAAGAAACGUGGAUGGUUCCAUAUCGAAGACAUGGGCUGAACUGGCAACAUCUGUUCUAGGAUCCAUUCGUAAUCAAGAACUUGUUCAAAACGAAGAAUCGAGUGUAACUUUUGAAUUGAAAUAUAAAUGUGACCAGAAUCGUUUACUCAUGCGUCGUGAUCUGAAUAGCAACAGUAAUAAAAUUAAUCCUGAUAAUGACAUACAUCACAUUUCGAAUUUGUCAACUGGACCAAUAGAAGUGCCACUUGAAAUUCAAACCGUAGUGAGAAAUCUUUUAGAUGCCGUUGACAUUAGCUUACAACAAGAUAACUUGUACACGGGAGUAGAUGACACUAGGAAACAAAUUCGUAAUGACGGCUUUAAAAAAGAAAUCAACAUUGCCUCAGGGAAGGAAAAGAUAUUCAAAAGAAAAUAUAACGAACUGGACAGACUUGACGUUACUGUCAUAAGGUUGCCCGAUGCUCCUCAGGAGAAAGACUUUAAGAAAUGCUCAAAUAGUUUUUGCACUUUAGGAUGUGUUUGUGCUUCCUUACAAUGUGUUUACAAUUUAAAGGACCAUUGUGGGCAUGCAGAAUGUAUGUUUCAAUGCACAUGUGAUUUUUCAAAGUUCAAAACUACUGAUUCAUUUGAUAACAAUUGUACUGGAUUAAUACCAGGUUUGGUCAAUUUAAACGAGAAAAUUAAUCUUAGAUUAGCGAAAGAAGAGCAAAAAUUCCAUCAGACAGUUGUAGUAACAGGAGAGAAAAGUAUUUUACUAAAGUCUGAAAAACGAAAUUGGAAAGCUUCUAAACGAUAUGGAGAAUUUUACAGUAACAUGUGUUUGAAAUCUGGCUUGAAAACUCAACCUAUAUUGUCAAUCUUAGAUUUUAAAAUUAAUUGUGAAAACAUAGAACCAUGGUGCAUGGUCCAUAAUUUAUACAAGUGUUUCUGUAAUGGAAGGUUUACUGAAAAUUCACUUUCUAGUAAAAAUCUUCUAGAGGAAAAAGAAUUGAAUGAGACAGUAGCUCACGACGGUAUACAACCUAACACGGACGUUUCUAUCCAGUGA
Molecule: messenger RNA, 1897 nt
Organism: Hyposmocoma kahamanoa
Lineage: Eukaryota; Metazoa; Arthropoda; Insecta; Lepidoptera; Cosmopterigidae
Gene: ocm
Exons: 3
Coding region: 77-1897 (606 amino acids)
Source: RefSeq, a predicted model, not a curated record